UACCAGAACCAGAGAGUGAGAGAACUGAGUAAGCACGUGAAUAAUCAUCACAGUUGAACGAUUCUUAGUCAGUUCAUAACGCUCAUAAGAGAAUAAAGUCAGUUGCAUUUAAACCAACAUUCUGAUAACACAUCAGUUUAAUAAAAAUAAUAAUAAAAUAAACUAUAUUUAUAUUUAUAAUAAAUAAAUAAAAAUGAGAGAAAUUGUGCAUCUACAAGCUGGCCAAUGUGGCAAUCAAAUUGGUGCUAAGUUUUGGGAAGUUAUUUCUGAGGAACAUGGAAUUGAUCAAUCAGGAAAUUAUUAUGGCGACAGUGAUCUUCAACUUGAAAGAAUUUCAGUUUACUACAAUGAAGCAUCUGGUGCAACAUCAAGAAGUGGUGGUAAAUAUGUACCAAGAGCAAUAUUACUUGAUCUGGAACCAGGUACAAUGGAUUCUGUGCGUUCUGGUGCAUAUGGUAAAUUAUUUCGUCCAGAUAAUUUUGUAUUUGGACAAUCUGGUGCUGGUAACAACUGGGCAAAAGGACAUUAUACUGAGGGUGCUGAAUUAGUUGAUGCAGUACUUGAUGUUGUUAGAAAAGAAGCUGAAAAUUGUGAUUGUCUACAAGGUUUUCAAUUGACUCAUUCACUUGGUGGUGGUACUGGUUCUGGUAUGGGAACAUUAUUAAUAUCAAAAAUACGUGAAGAAUAUCCAGAUAGAAUUAUGAAUACAUAUUCUGUUAUGCCAUCACCAAAAGUAUCUGAUACUGUUGUUGAACCAUACAAUGCAACAUUAUCUGUUCAUCAACUUGUUGAAAAUACUGAUGAAACAUAUUGCAUUGAUAAUGAAGCACUUUAUGAUAUUUGUUUCCGUACAUUAAAAGUUGCAAAUCCAUCAUAUGGUGAUUUAAAUCAUCUUGUAUCAUUGACAAUGUCUGGUGUAACAACAUGCCUACGUUUUCCUGGUCAAUUAAAUGCUGAUUUAAGAAAAUUAGCUGUUAACAUGGUACCAUUUCCACGUUUACAUUUCUUUAUGCCUGGUUUUGCACCAUUAACAUCACGUUCAAUGCAACAAUAUUCAGCAUUAUCUGUUCCUGAAUUAACACAACAAAUGUUUGAUGCUAAAAAUAUGAUGGCUGCAUGUGAUCCAAGACAUGGAAGAUAUUUAACUGUUGCUGCUAUUUUCCGUGGACGUAUGUCAAUGAAAGAAGUUGAUGAACAAAUGCUCAGUGUUCAAAAUAAAAAUAGCUCUUUCUUUGUCGAAUGGAUACCAAACAAUGUCAAAACAGCUGUUUGUGAUAUUCCACCACGUGGUCUUAAAAUGUCAGCAACAUUUAUCGGUAACACAACAGCAAUUCAAGAAUUAUUUAAACGUAUUUCCGAACAAUUUUCUGCUAUGUUCAGAAGAAAAGCUUUUUUGCAUUGGUACACUGGUGAAGGUAUGGAUGAAAUGGAAUUCACUGAAGCUGAAUCAAACAUGAAUGAUCUCGUUUCUGAAUAUCAACAGUAUCAAGAAGCAACUGCUGAUGAUGAUGCUGAAUUUGAUGAUGAACAAGAAGGCGAAAUUGAAGAACACUGCUAAUUUAAAAAUAAAAAACCUUUAUAAUAAUAAUACCUAU
Molecule: messenger RNA, 1595 nt
Organism: Aphidius gifuensis
Lineage: Eukaryota; Metazoa; Arthropoda; Insecta; Hymenoptera; Braconidae
Product: tubulin beta chain-like
Exons: 4
Coding region: 194-1558 (454 amino acids)
Biological process (GO): microtubule cytoskeleton organization; mitotic cell cycle
Cellular component (GO): microtubule; cytoplasm
Molecular function (GO): GTP binding; structural constituent of cytoskeleton; GTPase activity
Source: RefSeq, a predicted model, not a curated record